CUCCGGUCACAGCUGCCGUCAGACAUGAGCGGACGAGUCGGAGACCUGAGCCCAAAGCAGGCCGAGUGCCUGGCACAGAUUUCCUGGUAACUCUGCAGGAGAUCGAUUUAAAGUCUGGAUUAUGAACUGGGGUCCUGUCCGGGAUGAACCCGGCCUUCAUGGGGUUGACUCCAGGAGCUCCCGUGACCUCACAAGCGUGAACAGAAGCUAGCUGGAUGUUUCAGGAGAAGAUCCAGGACAUCCUGCCCAGCCUCCCGGCGCAGCAUGACCACUACCUCCUCCGCUGGCUCCGAGCCCGAAACUUCAACAUUCAGAAAUCCGAGGCCAUGAUCAGAAAGCACGUGGAGUUCAGGAGGCAGAUGCGGCUGGACACCAUCGUGUCUGAGUGGAAGCCUCCUGAGGUCAUUCAGAAAUACGUUUCCGGAGGCAUGUCCGGCUACGACCGCGAGGGCAGUCCGGUCUGGUUCGACGUGAUCGGUCCUCUUGACCCCAAAGGUCUGCUGAUGUCGGCCAGCAAGCAGGACUACCAGAAGACCAAGAUCCAGCACGCUGAGAUGCUGCAGCAGGAGUGUCGCCGGCAGUCUGAGAAGCUGGGGAAGAACGUGGAGGCCAUCACGCUGAUCUACGACUGCGAAGGCCUCGGGCUGAAGCACAUCUGGAAACCUGCCAUCGAGACGUACGGAGAGAUCCUCACCAUGUUUGAGGAGAACUACCCUGAAGGUCUGAAGAAGGUCUUCAUCAUCAAAGCUCCUAAACUCUUCCCGGUGGCCUACAACCUCAUCAAGCACUUCAUGUGUGAAGAAACUCGCCGGAAGAUCGUCAUCCUGGGAAGUGAUUGGCAGGAGGAUCUGCGUAAACACAUCGCCCCGGACCAGCUUCCCGUGGUGUACGGAGGAACCCGGACCGACCCCGACGGAGACCCCCGCUGCAGAACCAUGAUCAACUACGGAGGAACCGUUCCAAAGUCUUACUACGUCCUGGACUCUCUGAAGAUCCAGUACGACUGCAGCGUGACCAUCAGCCGGGGCUCCAGCCUGCAGCUGGACUUCCACAUCCCAGCCACCAGCAGCCUGCUGAGGUGGCAGUUUGCCAGCGAGGGAGCGGACAUCGGGUUCGGCGUCUACAGGCGCACCACCGAGGGCGAGCGCCAGAAGCUCUCUGAGAUGCAGCAGGUUCUGCCCAGCCAACGCUACAACGCUCACAUGGUCCCUGAAAGCAGCUGCCUCAUCUGCUCGGAGCCCGGACUGUACGUGUUGUGUUUUGACAACAGCUACAGCGUCCUCCACUCUAAGAAGGUGAGCUACAGCGUGGAGGUGGUUCCUCCCCCAGAUGAACAGAGCCCACCCCCCCGAGGAGACGUUCUGCUGCAGUGACGAUGUUCAGCCUCUUGGAUCAAUAAUAAUUAUGAAAGUUAGAACAAUGACUAGUUUACCUCAUCAAUCACGUCAUGGACAAACUUUGUUAUGGGAGCUAAUAUUGUUAGCCCUUUAGCUCGCACAGACUUUACAACAAGAGCACUUCAAGAUGUUAACACAACAAAUCGUAGAAGAAACGUAACAAAGAAAGUAUUUAACAAAUGGCAACAGAUACAAAUUUGUGAUGUUUCAUUGAAGUUUCAUGAAGUUUUUGAAUUUUUCUCAUAAUUUUUCUAGUGAAGAUUUCAGAGAGUUCACACAGAAAUUCUCAGAACAGGGACACCUGGUGAUUGGUCAGUUUAUCACUUCAGUAACUGGAACUACAGAAAAAAAGGAAACAUAGAAGAUUAUCAAAAAGAUGUUAAAAAUGUAUCAGAGCCAGGAUGGUUAUUCUGACCGAUAGAAUGACAGUAAUAACUUUAUCUAUAGAAGUCUAUGGGAUUUUGGUUCUUGGAGCCACUUCCUGUUUUGAAACACCAGGGGGGCGGAGUCAGUCCGCUUCUUACCUAAACAGUUGAAAGAUUCUCAACUAAUUUGUAGUUUUGAGUCUAAAAGUUGAUGAUCGUCUCUGACGGCGAGGAGUUCAGUCACCGCCUGAACCAUCAACAUGACACGUUCCUGAAAGCGAACCUCCGCCUCCGUUCACUUCCUGAUGGAGGAGAAACGCUUUUAUCUUUUAAUCUUAUGACGUAAAUAAGUGAUAAUUUAAACAGAUCUGUUUAUUUUUGUAAGUUCUGAUGAAGGUUUGUGUUUCGAUUUUACCAACAGUAUUAGCAAACAGAUGAACUUUGACUUUUCUGACUGUAAUAAACUGCAGUUUCUUUAACUCCGCCCAGAAAAAUGUGUCUCUUCAAAAUAAAACUCACUGAUUCUCUGCUGAUUCCUGCAGAACUUUUGUUUCCGUUUUCCAGACACUCACCUGUUCAAAGCUCCUCACCAAAUGUGUGUUUGUGGUAAAUAUCUCAAGUUGUCGUCUUUUCUUUGUGUUUUUAUUUUUUUUUAUUUUUCUCGUGUUUGUUCAGUGUUUGUGAUGUUCCAGAACAUCUGUAAAUGUUCUCGGGUUCCUCUGACCCUGACGGAGUGUUUAUGGAAAACCGUUCUCUCUAAGAAUCUGAAACUGCCACGAAAUGUGCCAAAAGUUUUUUUUUUUUUUCAUCUUUUGAAGUUCUGUUUGGUUCUCCUGGUUUUUCUUCAUGAGUCUGAUGUUCUUGUCAAAGAUGUUCCUGCUGUUCUUGAAUGUUUCCUCUCAUGAAGUAAUUCUUUGGUAAAAAUCUUCUGGUUACAUUUAGUUUGUUAUAAUUGCUGUAAUAAAGCAGAAACUUUGA
This is a messenger RNA of Oryzias melastigma (Indian medaka), 2740 nucleotides long. It is a transcript of the gene sec14l7, whose product is annotated as SEC14-like lipid binding 7. The record is from RefSeq and is a predicted model, not a curated record. The transcript is spliced from 13 exons. Bases 216 to 1373 code for a protein of 385 amino acids. Lineage: Eukaryota; Metazoa; Chordata; Actinopteri; Beloniformes; Adrianichthyidae. Gene Ontology annotation, cellular component: cytoplasm.